CUCUAGAAUCUGAGAUUGUAGAAACAAUGUGCCAGUUGGAGAGAUUUUUUCCACCAUCACUCUUCGACAUUAUGUUUCACCUUCCUCUCCAUCUAGCUAAAGAAGCACGCUUGGGUGGCCCUGUGCACUUCAGAUGGAUGUAUCCGUUUGAGAGGUAAAUUUUUUUUUGUCUUUGUCGUAUACUUUCAAUAAAUAGACUAACUUAUAUGUUCUGGUAUGUAGAUAUAUGAAGACUCUAAAAGCUUAUGUCAAGAAUUUUGCACGACCCGAAGCUUGUAUGGCUGAGGGAUAUUUGUCUAGUGAAUGCAUUGCGUUUUGUAUGGAGUUCCUUCGAAAAUCUGUUCCAGUCCAAGAAGCAAUUAAUAGAAAUGAAGAUAUUGAGGCAAUUCAGAAUGUCCUUGAAGGAAGACCAUUACAGAAAGCUACAGAAGUAACCCUCACAGAUAAGGAGAGAGAUAUAGCUCAUCGUUAUAUCCUCAUGAAUACAGCAGUCAUGGAUCCGUAUAUUGGGUAAGUAAAACAGCAGUUAGAUAUAUAAAGUUGUUCUAUUUUAUACAUCGUUUAACUUAAAGAAAGCAGGUUGCAUUUGGAAGAACUGCAAGCUACUGAUGAAAGAUGCGCACAAAAUGAAACUCUACUGUGGAAAUAUCACACAGAAAGGUUUCCUCAGUGGAUAAAAGAUAAGGUAAAUGAGCUUAUUAUAUGCUUUAAUCUUUACAUUUUUGUAUGAUUAUUAACUCUGCUACACGUUUCAUGUUAAUUAGAUACCUAAUAACUCGAAGGAACAUUCGAAAAGGCUGAGAUGGCUUGCUUUUGGACCCAGGAAUAUUGCUCACACAUACAAGGGAUACGUGGUGAAUGGACAUCGAUACCAUUGUGAUGAUGUAAAGCACAAUACACAGAAUAGUGGGGUUGCAUAUGAAGCAUUUUCGAUGUGUCGAGCUAGCGCUAAAGAUUCUAAGCAAAUGGCGGACAUGGUAGCUUACUAUGGAGUGAUAAAGGAGAUCAUAUUGGUGGACUACCACAUGUUCCAAGUUCCCCUGUUUAAGUGUAGUUGGGCUCACAAAGGGAAAGGAGUUAAAGAGGAAGAAGGGUUCACACUUGUCAAUCUUCAUAUGAACCAGUCAUCAUUUGCAAACGAUCCAUACAUUCUGCCAUCGCAAGCUAAACAGGUCUUCUAUUCUAGAGAAGAUGAAAGCUCACCUUGGUAUGUUGUUAUGCGGGCACCACCAAGAGGAUACCAUGAGUUAGAGACAGAAGAGAAGAUCGAUUUUGAACCAUCAGUCCAGCCAAUUGAAGAUAUAGGAUAUCAAUCUGAUGAUGAGAGUUUCUAUGUUAGGGAAGACUGUGAAGGUGUCCUUGUUGAUGUUUAGAUACUAAAAAUUCUAGUUUUGUUUCAGGUUCUCUGCAAUGAUGAAAUCUCAAGCUUUUACUGAGCAAAACCGUCGCAGUAAGCGUCAAGCAGGUGUUGAUGCGAGUCCUGUCGGGUCAGAGGUUCAUAAGAAACAAAAGAAGAAUGCUCCGAAGGUUAAUGAAAGAGAAGAGAGUGCUGCUAAAGAAUCGACUGAGGAAGAGGCGCAAGACGUAGAAGUGGAUCAACAUUCACCAACUGAAGUUGAAGAACCCAUCCCUGCUUCUAGCAAUGGAGUGUCCAACACCGAUGACACUCAGACACAGCAAUCCGAGAUCAAAACGAGGAAGACAAGGGGUCUAACUAAAAUGCGCAGAGUGGCCAAAAAUACAGAGGACAAGGUAGAUGUAGAGUUCAACUCCAUAGGUGAGCAUGUCGGUAGUGGAUCAGUGACACUCUCAUCCUUUCUUGGUCCUCUUGUGAGGGAGCAUGUGCCAGUAUUGCUAGAUGACUGGAGACACGUCGAAGAAACAACAAAAGACGCUUUAUGGGAAGAGAUUCAGGGGAGGUUCAACUUGACAGAGGAAUGGCAAAAAGAUGCAGUCUUUAAGCAGAUGGGUUGCUUGUGGAGGGCCUCGAAAUCUAGGCUGACUUCUAUAGUCCGUUCUAUUAAAAACAAGGCUCAGAUACAGAAAAUGAAGCCUAGCAACAUCCAAUCUUCUUCUGCUUGGAACAGUUGGGUGAAAGCUAGGUGCACCAAAGAUUUUAAGGUACAAAGUGAUAAAUACAGGAGACUUAGGAAGAUUCAAAUUCCGCACACAACAAGCCGAAAAGGCAUGAGUCGCCUAGCUCAUGAGAUGAAAAGAAACAGCGAUGAUCCUAAGAAAGUUACUAGAACUAAGGUUUGGGUAGCAGGACAUACGUAUUCAGAUGGGAGACCCGUGAAUGAAGCACACGCUGAAACUAUUGAAAAGAUUAAGACAAUUGACAGUGAAAUAGAUUCUAACUCCUCGGAUAACAUUGGUGAAGAUGCUGUGAGUCAAGUUCUCGGAAAAGAGAGACCAGGAAGAGUUAGGGGGAUGGGCAGAGGAGCCACUAUUACGAAGAUGGCUUACUUACAAGCUAGAGACAAACAUGUCCAGAAGCUUGAAGCUACUCAAGCGGAAUUAAUUACCAAGCUUGAAAAGUUGCAAAAUGUUGUUAUUGACUUAGCUGGCAAAAGUUCUGAAAGAAGCGAUGGUAGCAAGAGAGGAAUAAGGUGCCAGAUACUGGAUUGGAUUUCGACUGAUGAUGUGGUUGUAGGUGAAGGAGAAUACUACUCAAGUGAACCCACAUAUAAGAUUGGUCGAAUUCCUCUGGGUCCUAAUGCAGCCGCUGUAAUUGUCAACUCUGUAGCAGUCGAAGAUGCAUGUGUCUGGAGACCAACUACAAGUAUUGGAACACUUGCUGAAGCUGUAGGAGUUAAAAUUGCAUGGCCAUCCGACAAGUUAAUAUUGGACGAUGUUAUUGACUUCUCAAAACAUGCUAACACUGUCGGGUCAGAGGUAAACUGA
Messenger RNA from Brassica napus (rape), 2904 nucleotides. RefSeq lists its product as uncharacterized. NCBI's taxonomy places the organism in Eukaryota, Viridiplantae, Streptophyta, Magnoliopsida, Brassicales, Brassicaceae. The record is from RefSeq and is a predicted model, not a curated record. Bases 1411 to 2904 code for a protein of 497 amino acids. The transcript has 6 exons.